AUGGCUAAACAACAACAAGCUUUCAAUGUGCCAACCAUCAAUGAGCACGAUCACGAAGGCAAAGACCUCUACAAUGACAACAACAACGACGUCGUUUCCAGCAGCUGCUUCCGCCUCUUCUGCUGCUUUGACAACUACCAAGACGUCGAAACGACAACGUUCUUGUACCAGCUGCAGCAAUCCGGAGAUAUGAUCAACAAGGACACGUGGUUCAUGAAACGGGCCAAGAGUUUGAAGGAGUAUUCUGAGGUGGUUGCUGGACCCAAGUGGAAAAACUUCAUCAGGAGAUUUAGUAGGGGGAUGAAGACGACGAAAUCUAAUGCGAAUACGCUGUUUCAAUAUGAUCCGCAGAGUUAUGCUCUUAACUUCAAUGGUGAAGAUGAUCAUGAAGAUGAUGAUUUGUUGCCUCGUAGCUUCUCUACGCGAUUCGCUCCGCCUUCGCGGUCGAUACAAACGUGA
Molecule: messenger RNA, 459 nt
Organism: Helianthus annuus (common sunflower)
Lineage: Eukaryota; Viridiplantae; Streptophyta; Magnoliopsida; Asterales; Asteraceae
Exons: 1
Coding region: 1-459 (152 amino acids)
Source: RefSeq, a predicted model, not a curated record